Messenger RNA from Cynoglossus semilaevis (tongue sole), 7251 nucleotides. RefSeq names its product SRC kinase signaling inhibitor 1a (gene srcin1a). The transcript is spliced from 22 exons. Gene Ontology annotation, cellular component: postsynaptic density; actin cytoskeleton; cytoplasm. The record is from RefSeq and is a predicted model, not a curated record. Bases 1114 to 5562 code for a protein of 1482 amino acids. NCBI's taxonomy places the organism in Eukaryota, Metazoa, Chordata, Actinopteri, Pleuronectiformes, Cynoglossidae. Gene Ontology annotation, biological process: regulation of dendritic spine morphogenesis.
CAUUAUUGUCUGUAUUGUCUUCUUCUUCACUGAUGGUCAGUAGGCAGAUCUAAGAUUGAGGUGUACUCGGCGUGACAUUAAGGGUCGCGUUUGUCCAACGUUACUCCAGCGUUUCAGAGCAGCCGCGAUGCUCGGGUUGCCCUCCUGUUGCGCCCCUCGCAUCAUCGCCAUGCCAACCUGUUCAAGCCCUGCUUCAUCACGAGCGGCUCUUGGUGUCACUUGGGGAUGUUUCAUGUGUUCUGUGGUGUUUUUCUACCUUCACUCGCUCACCAGCAUCCCCAGUUACAGCUCCUAUUUAUGGUACACUUGACGCUCGAAGCAUCUCUCGCUUCCCCACCUGCUAGUAGGCUCGACGCCGACCUCCCCCCCCCGCAGAGAACCGUGUCCCUGGACUCCCCUUUAUUACCAUAUCAUCAGAGGUGCCAGAGGCAUCUGACAAUGCAGCAUGCUGCCUGUAUCUUUAAGAGAGAAAGGGUGAGAGAGGCAGAGAGAGAGAGAGAGAGAGAUUUGUGGUAGUGAGGAAAUAAGGUAUGGAAGGAGCAAGUGAGAGAGUGUGGGUGAGAGAGUAGGAAUUUAUCAAAAUCUGUGCUUCACUUUUAGCUGUGAGCUGAGCUUUUUUUUUUUAAAUUUUUUUUUUUGCACCGGCAUCCAGAGUCUCUCCAGGCGUAGACUUGGGAAGCUCCAGAACACCUUUGGCUCUCACUUUGUGCUAUACACUCUGGCAGCCCGGCUCUACCGCUCUACCUCUCCUUUCCACACACACACACACACACACACACACACACUCACGUGCUAGCAGCCACACACGCGCAGUGCUGUCAGGAGCUGGACCACAGCCAUCUCUAGAAGGAGGUUAUUGUGGAAGACGAGGGGGAAAAAAAGCCAGAGUGAGAGCAAGGCGGCAGAGGAAGAGGAGUGGAACAGGAGAGAGCGCAGGAACCCGGCUCAAGGAAGGAGCAAGAGAGAGAGAGUGAGAGAGUGCCUUUGUGAAGAACAGCAAGCGAGGAAGAAGGGGGACACCAGGAGGAAAGUGGAGGAGGAGGAACGGAGAAAAAAGAGGAGGGAGAAACAGGAAACGUGAUCACUUUCAGCUGCAGCGGUCCGUGUCGCAGCAUGGGCAAUGCACCAUCCCAAGCCAACGCCGGGGCCUGUUAUCAUAAACAAGAUCCCGAGCGUGGUGGCAGUCACAUGAUCUCCACAGAUGACUUGGAGUAUCCGCGGGAAUACCGGACCCUGGAUAACAGGGGCCGUCGCUUCUCCAAUGUGGGUCUGGUGCACACGUCAGAGCACCGCCACACGGUCACGGCGGCCCAAAGCCUGGAGGCCCUGACCAACCUGCACAAGGUGGACAUGGAGCGAAAGAGGGAUGCCUUCAUGGACCACCUGAAGAGCAAGUACCAGCAGCAGCAGCAGCAGCAGCAGCAGCUGCAGCAUCCGCACCACAGCCCGCACCACAAUCCACCCUCUCCCUCACCCUCCCACGCCAGCAUCAGGGGCACGUCAGAGCGGUCGGCACGCGAGCAGCAACAGCCCAACUACUGGAGCUUUAAGAGCCGCAGUCCGAGGCAUUCCCAGUCCACCCAGUCGGGGCUUGCUGACCAAGCUGCCAAGCUCUCCUUCGCCUCUGCGGAAUCCUUGGAGACCAUGUCAGAAGCUGACCUCCCUGUCGGGUUCAACCGGAUGAAUCGUUUCCGCCAAAGCCUGCCACUGUCCCGCUCUGCCAGCCAGAAUAAGCUACGAUCUCCAGAUGAAUUUCCAGGCGUGCUGUUCCUGCAGUACGGCGAUGAGACGCGGCGGGUGCACAUCACGCACGAGCUGAGCAGCAUGGACACGCUGCACGCUCUGAUCGUCCACAUGUUCCCUCAGAAGCUAACCGCGGGGAUGCUCAAGUCCCCCAACACGGCCAUCCUGAUCAAGGACGAGGCAAGGAACGUCUUCUACGAGCUCGAGGACGUCCGUGACAUCCAGGACCGCAGCAUUAUCAAGAUUUACCGCAAAGAGCCCAUCUACGCCUCCUAUCCGGCUGCGGCACACCUGGCCAAUGGAGACCUGAGGAGGGAGAUGGUCUACUCCUCACGUGACUCCUCCCCAACUCGCCGUCUCAACACCCUCCCUUCGUCGUCUUCCUCGGCGACGUCCGGCUCACCGUCCCGCUCACGCCUCUCCUACAGUGGAGGCCGUCCUCCGUCCUUCGCCGGCUCUCACCCUCAGCACGAGCAGGGUCGUCACCCGCACCAUCCCUCAGCCAACCACAGCGCUAACUCAGUCCUGUCCCCUUCACCUAGUGCGAUUCUGGAGCGCCGCGAUGUGAAGCCAGACGAAGAGGUCUCAGCAAAAAACCUGGCAUUAAUGAAGAAUGAAGCCUUGUACGCAGAUCCGUACAGCCUGAUGCACGAGGGUCGCCUCAGCAUCGCCUCCACCCAGUCUUUAGCCGCCCUCGGAGACCCCUUCAAUUUCCCCGUGUCCACUGGUCUAUACCGUCGGGGCUCUGUUCGAUCCCUCAGCACCUAUUCGGCGGCCGCUCUGCAGGGGGACCUGGACGACCCCCUCUACAAGCCUGGAGGGUCUCUCUACUCUGACACAUACUCCUCAGCCACCCUGGGAAUGGGGUUUCGCAUGCCGCCCUCAUCCCCACAGAAACUCCCCGACAUGCAGCUGCGGGAGCGGGACUAUUCCAGCUCACCUAGCCGAGCGUCACCUCUCAGGCAAACGUUUCGCAAGGACUCAAACUCUUCUUCUGUGUUUGUGGAGAGUCCAAAGUCGAGACCCAGCUCUGGUUCAGAGCCUCUGUGUCUGACGGCCGGACCAGGGGAAGGUGGCAGGGCCACGCCUGGCUUUGGUUCCUCCUUGACCGGUCAAGACUCUGACAGCAGCAGGGAUCAUCGGCUGGAGCGAAUGGAGGCCAUGGAGAAGCAGAUCGCCAGCCUGACUGGCUUGGUGCAGAGUGUUCUGACCAGAGCACCGGACAGCGACAGCACAUGCGGCCUGCUGCGUCUCUGCAUGAUGGCCGGCUGCCCUCCGGACCAAGGAUCGGAGUUCUCACGGCCCUUACCUUUCUCUUCCAGCGAGAAGACCGAAACUAACAGUGACGGCUCUGCCACUGGAACUGGGCGGCUGAAGCACAAAGCUAACACGCCAUCGGCACCUCUGGCUUUGAUGCCCCCACCACCUUCUAACAGCAUCAGCCGCUUACAGAUGCAGCUACACCUUCAAGGCCUGCAGCACAACGCAACCAGCUUGCGAAAACAGCUGACCCAACUGCGUAAAAUGCAGAUGGAUAACCAGGACUCGGUGAGGGGUCUGUUGAAGCGGACGGAGGCGGAGCUAAAUGUACGCGUUGCGGAGGCUCUGAGGAAGCAGGAGGACCCUCUGCAGAGACAGCGCCUCCUAGUUGAGGAGGAGAGGCUCAAGUACCUGAACGAGGAGGAGCUCAUCAUCCAGCAGCUUCAUGACCUGGAGAAGUCAGUGGAGGAAAUCCAGAAGGAGUCGUCUGUCAACCACAAGCUGGUGACAGUGCAGGAGUUGGAGGAGAAGGCCAGCGUGCUGAGAAAACUGGGAGAAACACUCACCGAACUGAAAAAUCAGUUCCCAGGCCUGCAGAGUAAAAUGCGGGUGGUGCUCAGGGUAGAAGUGGAGGCCGUCAAGUUCCUGAAAGAGGAGCCGCACAGACUGGACGCCCUGCUAAAGCGCUGCAAGUCCAUAACUGACACCCUCGCCACCAUGCGGAAACAAGCAAAUGAUGGCGUUUGGAGGAAGCAGGAAGACUUCAACAGUUCCUCACUGAAGCACAACGACGACCUACGGAAGUAUUCCGACUUCGACAUUCCCACCAGCACAUCACUCACCAUCAAUGACCUUGGUGGAGGCAACAGUCUGUCCAACUGGAGCCCUCACUCCAGCCUCAGUCAAGGCCAUGCUAACCCAUCCGGUCCUCACAAAGACAAUUACCCACCUGUUCCACACAAGGGCAAAGCCCUGGAGGAGCUGGAGCGCCGCGCUGCCGACAAAGCUCUGUCCGUGGAGGUCCGGCUGGCUGCAGAGCGAGACUGGGAGGAGAAACGAGCCAGUCUGACUCAGUACAGCGCUCAGGACAUCAACCGUCUGCUGGAGGAGACUCAGGCUGAGUUAAUGAAGGCUAUUCCAGACCUAGACUUUGCUGCAAAGCAGAUAAAGCCGGCCUCUGUCACAACAUCCUCCUCUCAGAAUCCGGGUUUAACGACAACUCCAGAGCACCGAGCUAACAAACCUUCUCACAAGCUCUCUGGGAAGGAAGGAGGAUCCAGACGAGGCUCAGAUGAGCUAACAGUGCCUCGAUAUCGCACAGAAAAGCCCUCAAAGUCUCCUCCACCUCCGCCUCCUCGACGGAGCUUUCCUUCUUCUCCAGGCCUGACCUCACGCAGUGGUGAGCCACUGAUUCCUGGAAAAAGUGUUAAGAAGUCUGAGUCUGAAGAGACUGAUGUCCAGAAGCCACAUGUAAAACUGAGAAGGGCCGUGUCUGAAAACCCUCGUCCUGCUUCCACACCCCCAACACUGGCUACCGGAGACAGGCAAGACGGGGAGGAGGAGAAAAAAGCCGCCGAAUCGGAGGAAACUUGCAUGUCUCCUGUCCCACACAUCGUGUUGACAGCCUGUUCCACAGUUUCACUCUCUGCUUCAGAAGACCCUGUCAGGGAUGUACCAAAUAACGCAGCAGAGAAGAGACCCUCACGGGAUCGAACGGAUCACCCCAGCCUUAGACAAACUUUUAAUGAAAUAGAUUUCUGUCGGGGCCUUUCUCAGCCAAAGAGUGAAAAUGUGGAUCUGAAGCAGGAACUUGCCCUGCUGUUGACCGAGACUGAGGUGAGGGCCGUGACAUUUUUUGAGGCCCGAAAGCUCAGAGAGUUUUCUGGAAAAGAUCUCAAGACGUUGACCAUCUCAGCAUCGACAAAAGACGGCUGUGAAGUUCGACUGGAAGAGUUUCCUCUUCUUGUGCUUUUUGUGGAGAAAAUAGGUUUGAAAGAGGCGUACAGGCAACUGUUGUCCACUCUUAAUUCGAGAGUGAAGUCCUCCCUUCAUUCAGUUAGGCAGAACCGUCUGGCGGAGGCUCUGAGAAGAGGAAUGGAGUCCGGGGACGUGGUUCUGAGGCUUCAGAACAACACUGUGACGAUUCCUCCCGAUCCCAGCGGCUCUUUGGACAGGGGGAAUCAGAGGAGAUCGACUGGGGAUGUGCGGCGCAGUGCCUACAUGAGGCUGGACAGCUUGGAGGAGACCAUUAGAGAGCUGGAGAACACCCUGAUAGAGAUCAGCGGCCAUUCUGUGGAGCAGCUCUACGGCGACACCAAUGCUCCAGCGCAGACGCCCAUCAGUCCAGCGUCUGUCACCAAGAAGCCUCCGGUUCCGCCCAAACCGUCGUCAGCGAGCGCUGCAUCAGUCCAGGGACAAAACAGUUUGAGCAGCGGUAAAGUUCUCCAGUCCUCAGCUACCUCUAAGCUGAAGCAGCUGCAGCAGAACAGCACAGAGAAGACUAAAGGUGGCAGACGAGAGGACUUUAUGAAGCUCCAGGGCCAGCAGCAGCAGCAGUGAGCCGCGACCUCUCUCCGUGUCCUGCCUCUUCAGUUCCCUUCCAGUCGUCGUUCCCCGGGCUGCGGUGCGUCCUGUGUUCUCCCAUCAGCCUUAGCCGCUGCCUUCAAAUCAGAAUUAUUUUGUCUGAAAUCUCUGAGUCCUCUGUUUGUUUGUGAGUGUUUUUGUCAGUGUGAACGCAAGCAUGCAGACGUGGGCAUGUUUGGCCGUAACGUUGAGGGAAGGAGCUGAUGGAGAGAGCACCGAGGAGGAGAAGUCCUUUAGUUUGUUUUGUUUUUCUCGAUCUCCCCUCUGAUUCUUUAAAAACACAAUCAUGUCCUCCCAAUUCCUGUCUCCUGUGUCCCACUCUUCCUGAAGGCCACCUGCGGGAGCAGCAGCACCGAGCCGGACCACUCGAUCAAACCAGGCAUUUCCCCAAACCAGGUGUCGUCUUCUUUAGCAGCAUGUGAACCUAGGCUUAGAGAGCGUCCUCCACCGCUGGUGAAUCCCCGCCACAAAGUCAAGGCGCUGCUUGCAAGUCUGUCUGCCUCCGGCCUGACCGCCGAGGCCCUGCUCCUCUCCUCCACCCUCCGGCAACGCCAGCUACUGCGGGAGCAGAAGGCCUUCUCCUCACUCCCUCCCGGUAUCAAGUUGUCCUCGUCCUCCUCUUUUUCUCCGACCACGCCUACGGCGACCGUGUUUACCUCCACACCUCCCCCUUCAGGUCCCGUCACCCUCUCCUCUGAGGCUAUCAAGCACAAGUACGAUAAGAGCAAGUCGGAAGACAAAAAGAAUUUCAACUUCUACAACUGUCCUGGGUGAAGGGGAGGACGUUUUUGUUUUAUCUUGUCUAUCCCUGUCCUUUAUCUCCCUGUUCUACGCUAGGUCCAUUAACAGAAAGAACAAUAACCUUUUUUGACAGGAAAGGCCACAAAAGUUCUAAGCUUAAUGCCCCAAAGUCGAGAGACAGUCCCCCAGAAGAGGGCGCUCCUGAUAUCAGCCGACUGGUCAUGCUGCUGGUUCAUUUUUGUGGUGGACAUUCAGUUUCAGUCAUGUCCGCCGCAACUACUACAUGUCUUUUGAGGUCUCAUAUGGUCAAGCCUAUUUCUAAAACCUGGAAGGAAGGACAACAAGGGUGUGAUACGCAGCAGCUCUGUGAUGAAGAGGAGGUCGAUUUAGCCACAUUUUUUUUCCACCUAACGUCAUCUGUGCUCCUGCUCCACCUAAAGGCUACCUACACAAACAGCAGCACGAUUAAGCCAUCCAUCACCGGCCCUAAAAAUGUCCCAAUCCACUGGCCCCGUCCACAGCUCUGCUCCUCUGUCCUCCCACCGUCAGCAUCGGCGCUAGCUCAUCUUCUCAGCUGUGAUACGAGUGGCAAAACGUUAUAUUCUGCAGAGGAGACAACUUCGGGUACGUCAAGAGAAUUCCUUCGGAUUUGUCCUGUCGUUUUCCACAGUCAUCACAGGUCGAUGGAAAGAAUAAUCAAACGUAAACAGGCUUUCAAAUCAUCUCCGACACCUCCUCCCAGACCUGCUUUCUCCAUUCCUCUCAUGUUUCUCCUUCACCGUCAUACUGCCAGCUUCAAAGCGCACACGCGGACCUCCCCCUCCCACCACCUGCUGGUUGGAUGGAUGACACCCUCGCUCAGUGGGUCUCUAGUGGAGUAGAUAAACAAUGUUUAGACUGUGGACUUCGAUUAUAGAAAAUAGG